UUUAGGUUUAGAAACGCUCACAGACACAUGGAUUACAGCACCAGAAACAUUCGUGCUCGCAAAAGCACCGGAGAAGCUGACACGUAAAAUAUUGUUUGGGUGCAGUGUUGGUUGGACUGUAAGACGACGUUACACAAUCAUUUAUUCUGAAUUGUUCAUAGUAAAGCAGGUCGCCUCUUGGAAGUGCUCUCUCUUCUUAUUUUGUCUUUUUUUUUUUUUGCGAACUGAAAGCAGGUCUAUGCGAGGGCAUAGACGCGCACGGAUGCGAUAGAUGGGCGGACUGGGUGUGAACUCAGGAGCGAACUUCUUCCUCAGCAUGCUGAAUGGGACCGACACACCAAGUUUUGGGAAGGAAAUAGAAAACGGCCAGUUCCAGAGCAAGGAUUUUGCAGAGGUCAAAAUGGGCAUCCCGGACCCGAGGUUCUACUGUCAGGAUCCAGGGCAGGACUCUUGCGGCUUGCAGUUGCCGUACCCGACUCAGAGUGUCGCCGCUGGCUACGGCGGUCAAAGCGGCAGAUUCUUUGCUCCUACCCCUCUCAACACCUGUAACUUCGGCGCCGUCAGGACCCCUCCCGGGGGAGGUGGUGGCGGACAAGGAUUCCCAGGCACUGGCAGCGAGGUCUUCGGUGCACCCCCUGACAUUUUCCCCAUGCCCGGGGAUGGGCGUUCAUUUCAGCACGGGUACCCGCGAGCGCCAAUGUGCCAGAUACCCGGUCUUCAAGUUUCUGGGAAAACGCACGCCAUACUGAAUAACUACCAGCUUUGGGCCAAAUUUCACAAGUACCAGACCGAGAUGAUUAUUACCAAACAGGGACGGAGGAUGUUCCCCUUUCUGAGCUUUAACAUCUCAGGCCUGGAUCCUUCAGCUCACUACAAUGUGUAUGUGGAUGUGGUUCUGGCUGACCAGCACCACUGGAGGUAUCAAGGUGGGAAAUGGGUCCAGUGUGGCAAGGCAGAAGGAAACAUGCCAGGUAACCGGACAUACAUGCACCCUGACUCCCCUAACACAGGGGCACACUGGAUGAGACAAGAGAUUUCCUUUGGGAAGCUGAAAUUGACUAACAACAAGGGUGCCAACAACAACGUGGCACAGAUGAUCGUACUCCAGUCUCUCCACAAGUAUCAGCCACGUCUGCACAUUGUUGAAGUCAAGGAAGACGGCUCUGAUGAGGGCUACUUGAGUCCUAAAGCGCAGAAUUUUAUUUUCCCAGAAACUCAAUUCAUAGCUGUCACUGCUUACCAGAAUGCAGAUAUUACACAGCUGAAAAUUGACCACAAUCCUUUUGCAAAGGGAUUCAGAGAUAAUUUUGAUACGAUGUAUGCACCUGCUGAAAAUGACCGGAUGACUCCCUCUCCCACAAAUGCUUCAGGAUGUCAGCAGCUGAUUCCAGGAGGCCGUUACCCUCAGCCAUAUCUACCGGAGCAGUACAUAAAUACACACGCGCAGAGCCGUUAUUACAACCGAGAUCAGACUGGAGCUGCACACUUAAACCAGUCCAAAGAGCCAGGCAGCAAUGCACAUAGCCACUGGUACUUCUCUCCUACACAGCCUCCUGCCCCCAGAAGCCGUAUGGACUUCAACACAUUUGAGAGCGAGUAUUCAGGCAAUGCUUUUGUGUCAUACAAGCCGUUCCCAAUCCAGACCUCAGCUCACCAUCCUCUACCGUAUUACCCAGACCAUCCUUUUGGGUCAGUGGCACCAGGUGGUUGGGGGCCAAGCAGAGGGGGCCCUCAGUAUCACCAUCACGCCAAAGGCAGGUCAAGCUUGGGCUGGAAGUGGUCUGUUACAGCAGAUCCCAGACUGCAUCCUCAAAUUCCAGAGCAGAACUUGCAUAUACUGCCUCAGGACAAAAGCAAGGAAGGUAUUUCUGGGGGCGAUGAUCCCUGGUUGGAGCCCCCGUCUGUGAAGUCAGUGGACUCAGUGGAUUCAGGGCUAUUCGAGGGAGGAGAGAGCAAAAAGAGGCGCGUGUCUCCUUACGCCUCCAGCACCGAGAGCUCUCCACCCAAUCGCAGUGGCGACAAUUGUGAGAAGGACAGUGGGAGUGAUGCUGGCUAUUAUGGGUUUUAUGGGAACUAAGGAGCCAGUGAGUAUUCAGACCUCAUCAACAGGCACCUGUGAUGGGCAGACCCUUUGUUUUACUCUAUACUGUCACUUCUAGCUUUGAGUGUGUGUAAGAAAUUAAAAAUUAAACAAAGUACAUUAACUUCAGAGAUAUGCCACGGGCUUCAAAAUGCUCCUCCAAAUUCUCAAACAUCACUAAUAUUUUAAGUAACAGACACACACUGAGUGUGAAGUUAACUUCUGAGAUAAAGAAAAAGUCAAGACUGUGUCUUCUUAUUGAAGUAAUUUCUGAGCAAACAUGACAAACAAAACUCCAUCCUAAAAUCUGACAGCGAGUGCUUUCUCCAAGAUCAUUUUGAAAUCUAAUUUUAAGAGUUCUAACAACAGAUUUUGGUCUGAUGAAGUUUUACUAAAGUACUUUCUAGUGCAUAAUAGUCUUAACGGCAUUGUCCAUUCAUCUACCAGUUUAUUCAUUCCACUCGUCCAUGUGAGGAUUGUGGUGUCAAAGAGCAGAACAGACCAGGCUUGUCUUUUUCGUGUAAAAGAUUCUAGCUUUUCCAAGUCGGUUGAGUGCUAAUCCCCCAAUUGGCACCGCUACUCAGUCCACCACCUUUUAUUGUGCAAGUGCUAGGGGCUCUGUGUUCUCAUUUCAGGCUGAGCUUGGCCAUGGUUCAUGAGUGACCGAUGACACCACCACUUCAGGGCGGGACUCCAGGUUUGGGUUCUACGGCCCUGAUUUCACUCAGGGUUUUUU
This is a messenger RNA of Polypterus senegalus (gray bichir), 2816 nucleotides long. RefSeq names its product T-box transcription factor 21 (gene tbx21). The transcript has 6 exons. The record is from RefSeq and is a predicted model, not a curated record. Lineage: Eukaryota; Metazoa; Chordata; Cladistia; Polypteriformes; Polypteridae. Gene Ontology annotation, biological process: lymphocyte migration; cell fate specification; positive regulation of DNA-templated transcription. The coding region runs from base 272 to 2077 and encodes 601 amino acids. Gene Ontology annotation, molecular function: RNA polymerase II cis-regulatory region sequence-specific DNA binding; DNA-binding transcription factor activity, RNA polymerase II-specific. Gene Ontology annotation, cellular component: nucleus.